GGCCACAACUUGCAGCAGUUCAUACUGGGACAGCAAAAUGUUUGGUCACCUAACUGGCAUUUCGGUAAUCCUCGUCGUCAGUGCUAUUAUCAGCCUGGAUGGGCUUGAAGCCGCACAGCUAAGGUUUCCUGGCCCCGCCAGAGGAAGAGCGUUACCGCUGAUUCUGCAGAGACAGGAGCAGGCACCCUAUCCACCAGCGGGCUUGGUGCCGGAUCCACCAUUCGACCUGCCCACAGAGGAGGCUGUGGAGUUUCCACCACCGGAUCAAACCUAUGGGCCACCAGCCGAUACCUACGGACCACCUGCAGUGGAAGAAGUCGCCGAGGUUUAUGGGCCUCCAGACCAAACAUAUGGACCCCCAGAUCAGACCUAUGGACCCCCGGAUCAGACCUACGGUCCACCAGAAGAGCCAGCCAACGAUGAGAGCUCCAACACGGGUUUGCCGCAAAGUGCUGCCAUCAUAGAUUUGGCCAGCCUGCCUUUGCCGCCUCAGGCUCAGUACGUUCUUCCGCUGCUAAACCGAUUGUCGGCCUUCCGUCCACAGCGUCCGGUUCUCUUGACGCCGCAACGUCGUCCUGCCAAGCUAACUGCUCGGCCACAACCCAAGCCGGCAAAGAUUGUUAACGCUGUCAAGGAGAGCUCUCUUUUCCAAUCGACGCCGUUGGCUCUGCCCUUCGUGGACCGCCGAGUCCCUUUCCGGCCGGCUCGUUUGAUAGUAAAUGCUCCCCAGCGCAGAAGACCCAUCAGUCACUAAAGGACAAAAUUAUUCCAUUACCAUUCUGACCCAGUGCAGAAUGACCCAAUGUUAAGCAUUACACUGUAAAUAAAGGUUGUUGUUUAUGUCUAAUUUG
Molecule: messenger RNA, 851 nt
Organism: Drosophila bipectinata
Lineage: Eukaryota; Metazoa; Arthropoda; Insecta; Diptera; Drosophilidae
Source: RefSeq, a predicted model, not a curated record